GUUGUGUAUUUGUGGUUGCGAACGUCUGACAACUGUUCUAGUCGAGCAAUUUUAGUUGAUUGUGGUUACAUCCAGUUAGAUCUGUCAUUUUAUUUGUUGACAAAUAUUUCUAUGUUAUUUAUAAAUGUUGUAAUUAAUUGUAUGUAAUCGUACGGAUGUGGCAGGGCUAAAGGACAGGAGGCACGGCGGGACGAUGUGUUUGUGACUAGUUUUAAGUUAGGAGAGUGCACGAAACGCGUUUUGUAAAUAGUGUUAAAGAGUGAGUGGUAGAAUAGCGAAUUCCAAUGUCCAAGACUCGAAUGCACCCGAUAUAUGGCAGGACUCCGUCUUGCUCGAUACUGCAGAGGCUGGAGGAGAGGAGCAACAAAGCCACCGCAGCACGCUUGGAGCGAAACAGGAAACCUGACAAGCCCGAGGACUUCAUCUGCUACGAUGAUAGUGACAGUGAUGAGGAGAGUUUGACCACGCAGAAGGAGGUGCUGAGAACGUCGUAUAAUAUAGUGGACUAUGUUCGGACUAGAGAAAUGCUCAGCAGAGACAUUAGGAGCAUCAAAAGUGAUUACGGUUCUAGGCACAUCCUCACACAUGAAAUGUUCAAAGAGACACCAGUCAAUUUGGGUAACAUGAAUAAGAUAUUUUGUUCGCAGUGGCUGAGUGAUAGACAGGUUGUUUUCGGUACAAAGUGCAAUAAGUUGAUGGUCUACGAUGUAGUCACGCACGCUUUGGAUCAGAUCCCUUCGUUGGUGAGCAGAAGGAAUCCCACCGAGCAGCAUCAGUGUGGCAAACACUCGGUGCAGAUUAAUCCGUCGAAAACGCUGCUCGCGACGGCCGCGAGGAACGCGUGCGAUAUCGCCGUCUACAGGUUGCCCACUUUGGAUCCAGUUUGCGUCGGCGAGAAUGCCCACAAGGAUUGGGUGUUCGAUAUGUGCUGGCUGGAUGACGAGUUUCUCGUGUCUGGGUCUUGUGAUAAAAUGGCACUGUGGAGGAUUACGCCUGAAGUGGUCGAACAGAAACAGGAUAUACAUAUAUACAAAAGUAUUACAGCUGAAGCAGUCAAGGAUUGUAAAAAUUCACAAAAGGUGAGAGCAAUAACGUUUAAUAAGGCGUACAAAGAAGUGGCAGCUUUGAGUCUCAAUGGAUACAUUCACGUGUGGAGUGCGGAAACCUUCAAGCAGAAACUGACGCGAAAGCUGCCUUCGACUCAAGAGAACGUCUGUUUGGCGGUGCAAGAUUCAGGGUUGUACGCGAUCGGGAGUCGCUCGUACACCUUGCUGUUAGAUUGCAGGACGUUGCAGGCUGUGAGAAAAAUUUCGUCUCGGCACUCUGGAUGCGGCGUGCGUUCCGCCAGUUUCCAAGGUGAUAUCCUCACGACCGGCACUGGAUUAGGGAUGAUUCUGUUCUACGAUCUGAAGGCUGGGAAAUUUAUAGAGUCUAGCAUAAACUCGUCGAGGACGGUCGUGCUGAAAGCAAGUCGUGGUUACGUCUUUCCAGACGAGGAACAUAUUGAGAAUGUACAGAACGUAAAGUACGUUCCGGCCAUCUACACGCACUGUUACGACACGAGUGGGACGCGUCUGUUCACUGCCGGUGGUCCUCUGUCCGCCACCUUGACCGGAAACUAUGCCGGCUUGUGGCAAUAAUGUAGGUAUAUUUUAUUGCAAUUCUUUGUAAGUUCGCAAACCGUUAGCAAUUUCUCUUGCAACGAUCGACGCGACGCGACGCUCAAAACAGCGAUCAGUAAUAUUAGAGAGAAUUGACUGCAACGGAAAACAUGCUCACAUGCGAACUUACUAUAUAAUCAAUUCAAAUUAAAUAAUCCACAUCAACAAUCGAAUUCCUUAUAAUUACGAAUUACAUUUUUUUUUUCCUAUUGCUUCACGUUUAUUGUGAAGAGAACUGAGUGUGAGUUAGGCAGUGACUGCGUAUUUUUUCAUUGAGAUGUGAUGUAUUUGUUGUUUUUUUAAAUUUUUUAAUUUAGACUAAUUUAGGUGACUAAUAAUAAUAAUUUUAUUUGAACGAUUGAAUGCUGCGUGUCUUCAUUGUCUGUAGGUAUAUGCUUUCUCUGUGUGUCGGCGGUUUUAGAUAGUUAAUUGUAUUUUAAGAGAUGUGUGUUCAUAAUUUAGUUCUCUUUUUAUAUCUAUUUUUUUUGUUUGUUUUUACUAUCGAUUUCUUUUAAAUAUAUUUUUUAUUGUAUGUACAUAACUUCAAAUUUAAAUAAAUAUUUAAUAUAUUAUU
Nicrophorus vespilloides is the source of this 2235-nucleotide messenger RNA. RefSeq names its product DDB1- and CUL4-associated factor 12 (gene DCAF12). Gene Ontology annotation, cellular component: Cul4-RING E3 ubiquitin ligase complex. Lineage: Eukaryota; Metazoa; Arthropoda; Insecta; Coleoptera; Silphidae. Gene Ontology annotation, molecular function: protein binding. The record is from RefSeq and is a predicted model, not a curated record. Bases 285 to 1640 code for a protein of 451 amino acids. The transcript is spliced from 6 exons.